CAUUCGAUAUAAAUACCCAUAUCUUUAUAUGUACAAUUAAUGCUUUCUUUCUCAAAUAAUUAAGAGGGAGAGGCAAAUUAAGAGAUAAUGGAAAAAACAAGCCUAGUUCUGAUGCUUUGCUUCAUUGUUAUUGUUAUGCCUAAGACUCAAGGUGUUGAAUUAGGACCCAAGGCUGUUGAAAAAUGGUUCAAGAAGCUUCCUUAUGCAAAGCAAAAGGUAACUAAGUUUCAUUUCUAUUUUCAUGAUACACUUACCGGGAAGAAUCCAACUGCGGUUACAAUAGCCCAGUCCAAUAUGACUGCUAAAUCCCCAACUUUCUUCGGUUCAGUAUCAAUGAUGGACGACCCACUGACAGUUGGGCCAGAGCCCAACUCUACAAUAAUAGGUCGAGCCCAAGGAAUUUAUGGUUCAGCUGAUCAAAAUGAGGCUAGCCUUCUCAUGAACCUCAACUUCGUGUUUACUACCGGCAAGUACAAUGGUAGCACACUGAGUGUUCUAGGCCGGAACCCUGUAUUUCACCAGUACCGUGAGAUGCCGAUCACCGGCGGGUCUGGAGUUUUCCGCCUGGCUCGGGGAAUCGCCACCGCGAAGACUUAUUGGUUCAAUACGACCAGUGGGGAUGCUGUUGUUGAGUAUAAUGUUGUGGUCCUGCAUUAUGACAUUUAGUUUAGUUUGAAUCUGAACUUAUUGGUGUUCAUUUGUAAUAUUUCCUAUUGUUUCUCUAUAUUGUUUUAAUGAUAAAAAUGUUUUAUUGAUCAAUGAAAUAAGACUUUGACGA
Molecule: messenger RNA, 778 nt
Organism: Capsicum annuum
Lineage: Eukaryota; Viridiplantae; Streptophyta; Magnoliopsida; Solanales; Solanaceae
Product: dirigent protein 22
Exons: 1
Coding region: 88-666 (192 amino acids)
Source: RefSeq, a predicted model, not a curated record